AUGGGCAUCGGUGUUAAAGAAAAUACAAAAGUAGCACGUGAAAUGAUUACAAAAUUGUUUGAAUCAACACGAGUCAAAAUUUAUGAUAAAAAAGAUGUGGAUCAGCAAAUGAUCUAUUGGUCAAAAAAUAUUAAAUCAGAUUUAAUUAUUCCUGUACUACAAAAAAUAAUGGAUAAUGAAAAUAUCUUCACUAUAUGGGAAAAAACAGCAAUGUUUUCUGGUUAUUUUAAAAUUCUUUACUUUACUCAUGAAUCGUUUAUGGUAUCCGAAGCUAAGAUUGCAGAAAUAUUAAAUAAUGAAAUAGACUAUGUUGAAAAUCUAACCAUGCCCAAUGAAAAAACUAAACAGUUUUUGAAUAAUAUUGAUCAAUUCAUUUUUCAUAGACAACAUCCAGAAUUAGCUAUUAUUCGUUGUACAUAUCCAUACAAAUUAGAUAUCAAAAUUAGUUUAUUCGGACGACAAAAUUUAGUUCAUAAAGCUAAAAAACGAUUGCAAACAAUUAUAAACAAAAAUACAAUGAGAAUAGUACAAUUAAGAAUACCUCUCUAUCAACAAGAAUAUCUAUUAGAAAAUUCCAUCGAACAACUUAAAGAUAUAGAAGAUGAACACAAAGAUGAUUGUGUUAAAAUACGAAUACGAGAAACUGAAUUUAGUGCACCUCAAUAUUUAAUUGAUAAGAUUCACGAAAAGAUCAAACAACUUAUGAUUCAACCAGUUAUUUUUCAAUACAAGGGAAUCGGAAAUUCUGUACAAUUGACUGACGAUGAUAUUAAGAAAGUUCAUCAUAUUGCUGAAUAUAACUAUUGUCGAAUAGAAAAAAUUGAAAGUAAAGUGGAAAUGAAAGUUUAUUCUAUUCCGAAAGCAUCAUCACAAUUAACGAAUAUAUCGAGUUCAAUUAUUCAACAAUCUAAUGAAUUUAUUUCGUCAUUAUCAAUGAGAAAAAUAUCAGUACUAAAUGGUUCUAUUGAAAUUUAUUUAACAGAUCAAACACGCACUAUACCGAGAGAUGUAACAAUUAUUUCAUCUCCACAAGAUGCUAUUGAAGAGGGUAUUGAAUAUAAGAAUGAAUAUGGAUAUUUUGAAAUGAAAACAGGUAAAAAAUUUCUAUUUCAUCGAUGGUCUCCAACUGUAGCAGACGGUGAUAAAACAAACAAGAAAUUGAAAUCGUCAAUUCACACAUUUAUCUCUUCUACUUUACAGAAUAUUACAACAUGUUGUACUAGUGCACGAAAAAUAGUUUUUCUAACAAACCAAUGGAAACAUGUUGGUAGUCAAUCCCAACAACAAUCAUUAGCUCAUAAUCUAAUCAAUGAAAUUAAACAAGAAAUUGAAGCUAGGAAAAUCAAUUGGAGCAUUCUGUUUAUUUUCAACAAGGAAAAGAUUGAUUUGUAUAAAGAAUUUCAUCAAAUCUUAGUCCAAUAUCAAACUGAUCAAGAUGGUUUUGCACAAUUUUGUUCUACAGUAUCGACUGUUCAAAUAUCAGUAUUGACAUUAUCAAAUUUGGAUCUUAUUAAAUGUGAACACGAAAUAAAUAACUAUGUUGAAAAACAUUUUGUGAUAAAAAGAACUAUAACUGAUGAACUUAAUAUAAGACAAUGGGAUCAACAUAUGAUAAAUGUCUUUUAUAAAUAUUGUUUAAACAAAUCAGUAUUACCAAUGAUAGAUCUAAUGACGAAUUCACAAAUACAUCUCAUUGGUUCUAUGUUAAAUGUUAAAAAAGUAAUGGAAAAAUGUAAAUUAAUGUCAGAAAUUUUCAAAGAAAGAUUAUCAUUACAAACUCAAGUAGCAAGUACUUCAAGAACAUUGUUUACAAAAAUUAAACAUCCAAGCCAAAUUAAUGUUAAAGGUUAUAAUAUUUACUUUUCUUAUUGUCAAUACGAUCAAACUAUUUGUAAUCGUAUAACUACAUAUUUAAUUAAUGAAGGUUAUUCUUUAUGUGAAACAUCAUUAACUACGACUAAAUUUCAAUCCGAUAUAGGCAAAAGUGAUGUUAUAUUAAUUUCAUUUAGUGAAAAUUAUUCAAAAAAUAAACAUUCUACUGAUGAAUUGAAUUAUGCUAAAUCAAAAGGAAAAAUAUUAAUUCCAUUUGUUAUGAGAAAUACUUUAGAAGAAAAUUCAUGGCUUUCUUCGUUGACAAUUGCAGAAUUAUUCUAUGAUGCUUUUAAUAGUGAAAUUGAUAUUGAAUUUAAAGAUGAUUUCGAUUUUGAAUAUGAUAAAUUACUCUCUAGAUUGUUGCGUCAUACAAAGCCUGGUAUUACAGGUAAAAUCUAUUCGGAAACAGCAACUUUACCAAAAAUCUCUCAAACUAAUGAAGAAUAUAGCAACACUAAUGAUGCUGGUUUCGUCACUGAUCAAUUAUCAAACGACGCAUCGCUCGAACAUGAUUCUAUGUCAUUUAAUCAUUCAAUGUCUGAAGCAUAUUUCUCAUCAUUUAAUUCUAAUCCAGGUUCAUGUUUUAACAAUGAGGAAUCAUCGAAUUACUUUUAUAGAUUAAUUCGAAGUACGAGACCAAUAAAUCACAUGCAAACAAGCAUGGAAGAUAAUGAUACAGCUUGGGAUACUGUUUCUCUUCUUCAAGCACAUAUUAAUCCUGAUGAAGAUGAAAUUGACGAUGAAUGGAAAACACCAGAAGAAAUAAGAAAACUAGAAGAACUUGAUAAUCCAAAUCGCGUUUGGAAAAAUACACGAAAUGCAGAAAAAUUUAUUCAACAAAAACUAAAAAAUAUUCUUGAAUUUAAAGAAUUAUGUGAGAAAUCAUCUUAA
This is a messenger RNA of Rotaria sordida, 2763 nucleotides long. NCBI's taxonomy places the organism in Eukaryota, Metazoa, Rotifera, Eurotatoria, Philodinida, Philodinidae. The record is from the annotation of a GenBank genome assembly.